Drosophila hydei is the source of this 1160-nucleotide messenger RNA. RefSeq lists its product as uncharacterized. The record is from RefSeq and is a predicted model, not a curated record. Bases 173 to 787 code for a protein of 204 amino acids. Lineage: Eukaryota; Metazoa; Arthropoda; Insecta; Diptera; Drosophilidae. The transcript is spliced from 4 exons.
AUCGCAUAUCUGCGGCAGCUGCUCCAAAAGUUUGGCCUGUCUGUGUGUUGUCGUUGUCUCGUCGCUUCGUUGCUGUUCAGUUUGCAUACCAAUUGUGGCUAGCGGAGCUCAGUUACUACAAUUCAGUUGAUCUGUAAACGCAACAGGAUAAUCAAAGCUAACGCAUACGAAAAUGCAGUUUACCACGAGUUGCAUGAUGCCGCUGCUGCUGCUGCUGGCCCUAACACAGCUGACGACAUCGGCGCCCGCCGAGGCUCUGCUCGAGCUGCAGGACAACAGCGAGCCCGCCGAUCUGAACCCCAUCAAUGCAGAGGAGGUGUUAGGCGGCGGCGAGCUUGAGCGCAACAAAAGAAAACUGCCCGAUGCGACAUUUGAGGCGAAAAAUGCCGUGCUCGGAUUUGUGUUUGGUAAGAUCGAUAACUUUCUAGACACAAAGACACGCGUGAUUGAGCAGCUGGAUCGUUCCAAUAUUGAGAAGAAUAAGCAAUGGGACAUUAAGGCCCCGGUCCCAAUUAAGGACUUCCAGACUCUGAUCACGGCCGUCGUGUCGCCAAAGAUACGCUCCAUUGGCAACAUUGCCAAUGAUCUUACGACCGGCGUCUUGACGACCAUAACUGCGUUCAGCGGUUCCUCGUCGGGCAAUGGCAAUCCCAACGCCGGCCUGGGAAAUAUCGUGUCCAAGUUCUUGGGCUUUUCGGGACCCAUACUGCAGGGGUCGUCGGGCGGUGUGAAUGGCAUAGCUGGCGUCACAACACCAGCACCCGACUCCGAUGAGGCGGGCUAUUAGAGCAACUAUCUAACUGGCUACCUGGCACCUGGCUACUGGUUGGCAGGCUAAUUGGAUAACCUGGCCUGGAUCGUUCGUUUGUCCGUUCUGCAUUGAGGUUUUCUAAUUUAUGUAUAUCACACACACACACACACACACGAACACACCCCCACAACCACACACGCCACACACUCUGGAGGAGCGAACUGUCCUAAGUUUUCCUCUGAUGCUCGCACUCUUUCAUUGACAUAUAAAUUUUGUACGAUUUUUUUUUGUCUUGUCGUUGUAGUCUAGACUUAAGUUCAAAAUUUUGUUAAACGCUUCCGAUUGUUUGUCGUCAGGGCAAUAUCUAAGUUUAUUUUACGCUACGCAUUGUACUCAUGUUUGUAAAUAU